GACCACGACUCGCACUCGUAUUGUGUCUAGCCUUGUCCAACGGCUGCUAGCCAUCCUUAGGUGGAGCUUGACUUUCGUUCAGCGGUGCCAUAUCCGUGACUAUCGAGGGCCCUUAUUAGACGGACCCCUUCGACAUUGACAACAAACUAUGGCUACCGCAACUUCGACCUGGCCGCCGGCUUUGAUACCUGCCCCUACUGGCUAUGUUGUAAACUUCGACCAUCCUCAGAGGAAAGGGGAGGUUGCUGGGUACUGGGUCUUCGGAGUUGGCAUGGUGCUCAGCUUCUCAUUUCUGAGUAUGCGAAUUUAUACGAAGACCGUUUUGGCCCGUAUGUUUGGGCUUGAGGAUGCUUGUCUUUGCAUUGCAUGGUGCUUUGGAAUUGCGACGCAAUCCAUUCUUGUUCACCUGUGGCUCACCAAAUCCUCAGGCGUCCACGCCUGGGAGAUGACCAUCCCAAGGUUCAACUACUUCAGCGUCUUGAUCAUGUCCGCCUCCGUUCUUUACGUGCCAUGCCUCGGACUUGCAAAGUUCUCCCUUCUGCUUUUCUACUACAAGCUCUCACCGCUUCAAUGGUUCAAGAUCGCAGUCUACAUCGUCAUGUUCGUUGUCAUAGGAUACAGCUUCGCCAUCAUUUUCGCGUUGAUCUUUCCGUGCCGGCCGAUUGCAAAGAACUGGGACGUUCUGAUCACCGAGGGGACCUGCAUUAACAGGACGAUCAUUUACAUCAUGACUGCCGUGGUGAACGUUGCCACGGAUCUGACGCUUCUGACGCUCCCUAUCCCCAUGAUCGUUAGGCUGCAAAUGCCGCGAAUUCAGAAAAUUGGCCUCGUUGCGAUGUUUACUCUCGGUUCACUAACCUGCGUUACCUCCAUCAUCCGUCUCGUCGUCAUCAUUCCCUCCCUUACGGACUUGGACCAAACGUGGGCCCUCAGUAUCCCCUGCAUCUGGAUCGUCGUCGAAGCCAACCUGGUCAUCAUCUGCGGCUCCCUCCCCGUCCUGCGCCUCUUCUUCCGCCACGUCUCGCCCAAGUUCAUCGGCGAAUCUAGC
Mytilinidion resinicola is the source of this 1048-nucleotide messenger RNA. RefSeq lists its product as uncharacterized. The annotation marks the transcript as partial. The transcript has 6 exons. The record is from RefSeq and is a predicted model, not a curated record. NCBI's taxonomy places the organism in Eukaryota, Fungi, Ascomycota, Dothideomycetes, Mytilinidiales, Mytilinidiaceae.